Molecule: messenger RNA, 4384 nt
Organism: Malurus melanocephalus (red-backed fairy wren)
Lineage: Eukaryota; Metazoa; Chordata; Aves; Passeriformes; Maluridae
Gene: RPH3A
Product: rabphilin 3A
Exons: 19
Coding region: 81-2108 (675 amino acids)
Biological process (GO): intracellular protein transport
Cellular component (GO): membrane
Molecular function (GO): small GTPase binding
Source: RefSeq, a predicted model, not a curated record
AUUGACGUCCCUGCUGUGCUGGAUUGGUGACUGUCACCCGGACACCGCUGUCCCCAAAUCCGUCGCCGGGGUGGCCGGCGAUGACCGAUGCGGUGCUGGGCGGCUCCUCUGACCGGUGGAUGUGCCCCAGUGACAGGACCAUGUCCCUCCGAGCCAGGCUCCCGGCAGGCUGGGCAGCGCAGCCCGAGCGGCAGCGCAAGGGCGAGGAGCUGACGGAUGAGGAGAAGGAAAUCAUCAACCGGGUGAUCGCCCGCGCCGAGAAGAUGGAGGAGAUGGAGCAGGAGCGCAUCGGGCGCCUGAUGACCCGGCUGGAGGACAUGCGCCGCAGCGUUCUGGGGGACGGCGUGAACCGCUGCAUCCUGUGCGGGGAGCAGCUGGGGACGAGGGGCUCUGCCUGCGUCGUCUGCGAGGACUGCAAGAAGAAUGUGUGCACCAAGUGCGGGGUGCAGACCACCAACAACCGGCCCCARGCCAUCUGGCUCUGCAAGAUCUGCAGCGAGCAGCGGGAGGUGUGGAAACGCUCCGGCGCCUGGUUCUUCAAGGGUUUGCCCAAGCAGAUGCUGCCGCAGCCCAUGCCCGUCAGCAAGAAGGGACCCCAACCCCCGAGCGAGCCCCGCCCGGCCGAGCCGCCCGCCCCGGACCCCAAAAUCGCCUCCCGGGCACCCACCCGAGGCCAGGCGGAUGCCGAGGACACCGAGGGCACCGACGCCUCAGCAGCAGCCCGGGGSAGCCGCAGGGCGGCCGAGGGCCGGCCGGGCCCGUGUGGUAGCGAGGACACCGGUGGGGACAGCGACAGCCGCGACUACGCUGCGGAGAGCGGGGUCAGCAGGAGCCCCGGUGUGAAGAGAACCAACUCGGUGCAGGGCUCACGGCCACCCCCGCCCGCCGCCGCCGGUGCCGCCGCUGGAUCCGCGCCCGCAGCGCCGGCGGCAGCAGCGGCAAGGCCGGGUGCCGGGGGUCCCGCCCGCUUCCCGGAGAGACAAGCGAGCCCUCCGCUGGGAGCCCCGGAGCCGGCCCGCGCCGCCGCCAGGGAGGAGCGGGGAGGGGGCUUUGCCGCCGCCCCCGGCAGGGAGGACAGGCCGGCCUGGCAGCCCCCUGCUGCCGCACAGCCCCCUCCCGCAUCCGCGGCCCCGCAGCGGCAGCAGCCCCGCGAGGAGGAGGAGGAGGAUGCCAACAGCUACGACUCGGAUGAAGGCACCACGCUGGGAGCUCUGGAGUUCAGCCUGCACUACGACCAGGAGAACAGCUCCCUGCACUGCACCCUCAUCAAGGCCAAGGGCUUAAAACCGAUGGAUUCCAAUGGCCUGGCUGAUCCCUAUGUGAAACUGCACCUCCUGCCCGGAGCCAGCAAGUCCAACAAGCUGAGGACGAAGACGCUGCGCAACACCCGGAAUCCGGUGUGGAACGAGACCCUGGUGUACCACGGCAUCACCGACGAGGACAUGCAGAGGAAAACCCUCAGGAUCUCAGUGUGUGACGAGGACAAAUUUGGCCACAACGAGUUUAUCGGAGAAACCAGAGUUGCCUUGAAAAAACUCAAAGCCAACCAGAAAAAGAACUUCAACAUCUGCCUGGAGAGAGUAAUACCGACGAAGCGCACCGGSACAACCGGCGCAUCCCGCGGGAUGGCUCUGUACGAGGAGGAGGUGGAUCGCGGCGGGGACGUGGAGGAGCGCGGCAAGAUCCUGGUGUCGCUCAUGUACAGCACCCAGCAGGGCGGGCUCAUCGUGGGCAUCGUGCGCUGCGUGCACCUGGCGGCCAUGGACGCCAACGGAUACUCRGAUCCCUUCGUCAAGCUUUGGCUGAAACCCGACAUGGGGAAAAAGGCCAAGCACAAGACGCAGAUUAAGAAGAAAACGUUAAAUCCUGAGUUUAACGAGGAGUUCUUCUAUGACAUCAAACACAGCGACCUGGCCAAGAAAUCCCUGGACAUUUCCGUCUGGGAUUACGACAUCGGAAAAUCCAACGACUACAUCGGCGGCUGCCAGCUGGGAAUCACGGCCAAGGGCGAGCGCUUGAAACACUGGUACGAGUGCUUGAAGAACAAGGACAAGAAGAUCGAGCGCUGGCACACGCUGCAGAACGAGAACCACGUGGCCAGCGAUUAAAGGGAGCCCUGCCCGGCCCUCCCCGCCCUCUGCCACGCCCCCCUAGGUCCCUGAUGUCCCCGAUGUCCCCGAUGUCCCCGGUGUCCCGUCUUCCAGCGCAGCCACGCCUUGCUACAGCCUCCGGUCCCAGGGUCCUCUCCCGUCCUCCCCUCUGCUGAAAACUCCCCCGGAUCUUUUCUAUUCUCCUUGAUUUCUUUUCCCCUGGGGGAGGGAGGCCGCCGAGUUCCCCCGGUGUGUCGUUUUGGCGAGCAAUAUUKCCCUCCCGAUCGUUCCUCGCUCUCCCCCAUCCCCGUGGCAGCGUCCCCGUCGCCGCUCCGCAUCCCUCCAACCUCCGCUCCCGGCGGGAGCUCGGAGCUCCGGGAUGUCCCGCUUGUGUGAUCUCAAUACCUCAGUUGCAAUAACGAAAAAAAAGCUCCUCGGCUUUGGUGUGGGUGUCGCCGUCGCCUGGUGUCCGUGUCGUCGUGGCCAAAAAUCCGGUGUGGCCGGCGUUCAUCCCGCGAGUCCCGCUUGAGCUUCACUCGUGCUGCUCUGGCCCACCCGAGCAAUGUCGUGGCGCGUCCUUUGCUGAGAAGAUGCACUGGUUAACGUGAGAACAGCGGCAAGGAGGUUUUGGGGCGCUCUGUGCUCGCAGGGAAGCGGCUUUGGGUUGGUUUGUGCCGUUCCCGUUUCCUUCGCCCGAGGGGUUCGGGGGUUCCGCUGCUGCGGGAGCCCGGCUGUGYUUUAGGGUUGUGACUACCUCCUCUUCACCUCUGAGCUGUGUGGUAGUGACUGGCUGAGCCCUGAGGGUCCYCUCAGACCCCUCCUGCUUUGCUGUUCCUCAGGAGGGAAGCUGAGGGAGCUGCUACUCCCCAAAAACCCCCUGAGGCAUGCGAGGAUUAUCGCUUUGAAACACCGCAACUCCCGAAAUCGGCUGGAACAGCCCCGAGACCUUCCCAGCUUGGGUUGUUUUGGUUUCGUUUUGUUUCUCCCAAAUCUGCACAAGAACUUYUGUCCCUAACUGUGCUUUAAGGAGCUGUUGGGUCUGCCCUGGACAGAGUCUGGUACCAUUCCCUGCCUCUGGAAAAACCCCAAGCACAGCCCCAUAGGAGCACCACGAGCACUAUGGAAUCUCUGGAAUGGUCACACCGCGCAUGUUGUGUGAAACCUCGAUCCUGCUGCUGCAGCUGCUCUUCCUUGGGGUUGGAUGAGUUCUUUUCCCGAUAUUUUCUUUAUUUUCCCCUCUCCAGCAGAMCUCACUGAUGUSCCAGGAGUGUCCCAAAUUCCAUYCCCUGCUCUGUCCUGCCAGAGCUGGGAUUCCUCUCCCAUCACCCCAGGCUCCAUGCUGGAGUUGAGCUUGGGGCUUGGUGAAUGGAGGGGAAGAGGACACCUGGAAAAUUUUCCCCUUUUCUCAUAGAAUUCUUGCCUCUGUCCCUGUAAAUGUGACAUCCCUGAGCCGUGCUGGCCAGGCCCCAGACCCAAACAAUCCCAUUCUCUUGGGUUUUUUCCCUCUGCAUCCCGUGCUGAAUCCUCCCUGCUCCAGGCCCAGGUGAGCUGUGGGAUGGUGGGAUCCAGGAUCAAAGAYCUUUUCCAACCUUAAUGAUCCCAAAUCACCACCAUCCUUUCCAGAGGGAUGGACCUGGCCCAAACAUUCAUUUUCACCCCAGAGCACCACUUGGGCACGGAGCAGUGUUGGCUGAGGGUAAAAAUACCUUUAAAAAUCACAAUAUUUAAGCAAUUCCUCAAUUUCUCCCAGCCCUGCAGCAGCUCAGCCUCCUCUGUAUGUGCAGAACAACUCACUUAAGGUUACYCUUAUCUCAUCCUGUAUUCCCCUUCCUGUUCAGCCUGCUUUCUUCAGAAAAAGGAUACUCCAAUCAUCUCUUUGCACCUCCAAAAAAAGCAAGUGCAACUUGCCAGUCUCCUCAGUAUUGUGCAAAACCAUGACCCUGGUCUCUGUCCCCCACUUCUCAGUUUUUUUUCUGAUGGUAAUCCUGCCCUGAAUGACUUCUUUUCGUUGUAAAUAAAUAAAGCAUGCACCUUAUGGAUUGGGAAUGGUGAAAAACAAACAAACAGAAAAUAAAAAAACAAGAAAAAAAAAGAGAAAAUUAACAGCCUCUUCUACUGCUGUUUGCAUUCAGACUCGCAUGCAGUGAUUUUACAGCCAAAUAUCGGUUUACAACUGUUAAGAGAAAAAGAAAAUGUUACACAGGAAUUAGAAAUCCUCUGGUCUUCCGCUGCAUGCAGCACAACAUCCUCUMUUGAUGUGGUAUCUAAUAAAGUGAGACUAUUGGAAAAGAAAA